Molecule: messenger RNA, 4431 nt
Organism: Myripristis murdjan (pinecone soldierfish)
Lineage: Eukaryota; Metazoa; Chordata; Actinopteri; Holocentriformes; Holocentridae
Gene: fgf14
Product: fibroblast growth factor 14
Exons: 5
Coding region: 95-859 (254 amino acids)
Molecular function (GO): growth factor activity
Source: RefSeq, a predicted model, not a curated record
GAAGAAAAAACACCUUAAUUACGAAGUCUGACAGAUAGUGAAUAUUUUGCCACGUGAAUGAAAACGCAUAGGACUUGGAUAUACCUAUUUUUCUAUGAUACAAUUGGUAGCCUUGUCCUGGAGAACUGAUCCAAUUGUGUUAUUAUGCAACCGCAAGGAUCUCAUCUAUAUCUGGGUGUUUAAGCCACUGGAUUGCUCUUCGCCCAAAUCAAUGUGGUUUCUUUGGAACAUUUUCAGCAAAGGAACGCAUAUGCUGCAGUGUCUUUGUGGCAAGAGUCUUAAGAAAAACAAGAAUCCAAGUGAUCCCCAGCUCAAGGGUAUAGUGACCAGGUUAUAUUGCAGGCAGGGAUACUACUUGCAAAUGAACCCCGAUGGCUCUCUUGAUGGGACCAAGGAUGACAGCAGUAAUUCCUCUUUGUUCAACCUUAUUCCUGUGGGCCUCAGAGUUGUUGCCAUUCAGUCCGUGAAGACAGGGUUAUACAUCGCCAUGAACGGGGAGGGCCAUCUGUACACAUCAGAACUCUUUACAGCGGAAUGCAAGUUCAAAGAGUCUGUGUUUGAGAACUACUAUGUGAUCUACUCGUCCAUGUUGUACAGACAACAGGAGUCAGGGAGAGCUUGGUUCCUAGGGCUCAAUAAAGAGGGCCAAGCCAUGAAGGGGAAUCGAGUGAAGAAAACAAAACCAGCUGCUCACUUCCUGCCCAAGCCAUUAGAAGUUGCCAUGUACAGAGAGCCAUCGUUGCAUGAUGUUGGAGAGACAGUGCCCAAGGCGGCGGUACCUCCCAGUAAAAGCACAAGUGAGCCGGCGGUGAUGAAUGGAGGUAAACCUGUCAGCAAGCCCGAUAAGCCCGCCACAUAGCCACAGCUGACCAGUGCAGAGUGUGUGUGUGUGUGGAGGGGGGAACACGAUGGAGGCAGGGCUUUUCCCUAAAAGACUCCAAACCCUCUUUCUUCUGUGGAUCGGAUCCAGGCAAACCUUCCUUCCUUUCUUCUUCUCCUCCUUCUCCUCCUCCGCCUCGUCCUCCCUCUCUCCAGCUGUCUCAUCAUGGGUGGAUGGAUUCUGAGGAGGCUGAUCGUCUCCGGCACAGGAGGGAAGAGGACCUCUGAUCAUGGGAUGCCUUUAGAUUCCUCUGUAACUGUGAGAGUCCAUGAGAACGAUGCGUGUUUCACAGCCACACUCGUGGUUUACCUUGCUUGCUGACGGUUCAUCCAAGACAACCCCUUCUAUAAUGCCCUGUCACAGCAGAGUCUGUGUAACUUCAGAUCUAUUUUCUAUACCACAGUUCACCAGCUAUGUUCUGGGGUAGAGACUGUACAGAUAGAGUAAAUACUUGGACUGUCAUUCUCUAUUUUUUACAAGUAUGUUCCCAUGUCCCUCUCUUUCUAUCUCUAGUCACACACUUUUCUCUUUGUCAAGUAACUUAGAAAAGAAAAAAACAUUUUGCAAGGGCGACGUGUGAUUUUCUAUGGCACACACUCACGCCAAUGUGGUUUAAUCAGCAUAAAAACGCAGACAAAUGUAAAGAAUCCCAAUAUUCUUCAUGCCUACUGUAAAACACGCACACACACACACACACACACACAGGCACACAGACACACACACGCGCACACACAUAUGCACACAGUCUGUGGGGAGGAGAAAAUCAGAGCCUGAGACUGAGUAUUGCCUUUUUACGGCCAGAUAAAAACACAUUGGAGGCUGGCAGAUAGCUCCCGCAAUCAUAGUUGAUGAAGUGCUAAUUACCCCCACUGCAAUCAAUGUGAGGAGCCCCCCACACACAUACAAACACACACAUACACACACACACACACACUCAUAAACAGAUGUGUGUGUGGGUGGGAGAGCGCUGUAAGGAGUGGUGUAUACAUAUCACUAUCUAAAUCCCACCAGCGGUUCAGUCCGCCUCCUCUGAUAAAUAGAAACCUGAAGUCUAUUUUUCUUUAAUCUUAUUUCAGAGCGUGGGCUCUAGGAAUAUCUCUAGGCCUUGUAGGCCUCUGUCCCUUACUCGCUGACUUCUCUGAACUAUGAGGCGAGGCUUGUGGCUUUGACUCAGAUGGUCUAUAACUGCAGCACUGGCAGCCAUCUUAUGGCAGCGUCUACUCAAGGCCAGAAAACAACAUGGCUGAAUACCAGUAGGCGACAUUUAUACUGGCUGCAUCCCCGUUCUGUUCAACUAAAGCAUGGGCAAGGUUAGUAUUGUGUUCUCUCUUCUUGCAGCAGUAAUACAAGAGAUGGCUUAUAUUGUAACAUUCUCACUGUAUAAAACUUAGGGAAGAUGACUAUUAAAAAAAACAUAACUUUUUAAAUGACUAGAUAUUAUGAGAGGAUUUGUCUCCUAGCUCAGCAUGCAGAGUCCAGUACAGAUCAUAUUGGCCUAUCAUGUGCCUGUUUGGACCUUGAUUCCCGGCAUGCAAAAACAGGUUCCCAGUCCCCACUGGGCCAAAGGUGCCUCACCCACCCAACACAUCCAGUAGAGGACACGUAGCAUUAUCCAGCCACCAACCUUCACGUCUCACUCAGAUCAAUUCAUUCUGAAAUGACCAAAGUCUUUUUUCAUCCCAGAAGAACUGACUCUUUCUAAAAAGAAAAAGAAAAAAAAAAACAAAAAAUCGGAUUCUGAUUCAAUUCAUCCAAGCUUUCACUGUGAUAUGUUCUAUCUGAAAGAAUCAACUCUGUGUCGACCUUUGCGUGACUCUCUGAAAGGUCUUCGCUGAUGUCAUUUUGGACAGGCUAGGGAUACCUUGAAUAAUCCACAUGCAUGUAUUUCUACAAGGGAUCAGGUAUGGGUAAAGUCUUCUCGAUGGUAUAUGUUAGUCGACGAGUACUGUAGUUUGGUUUGGGACUUGAAUGGGCAUGUUCUACGCUAUGGCACACUCAUAGAUAAUCUAAAGGCACUUUCUGUUCUCAUUUUCAUCAUGACUGUUAGCAGAUUAUCGAAGUUCUGUCUGAUUCUAUCAACCGAUUUAUAACAUUUGUCUUGCUUUAUCGAUUUUCCUAAUAGUUUUGGUAGAUAAGAUUUAGAAUGUUAAGUAGACUGAUGCUACUGUAUGCUGCUAAAAUUGCAACUAUAUUAAGAAAUUGAUUUGGUAAAUAUAAUUUCCUGAUUUUAUUGGGAUUAUGAGUGACCAUUUCUUAUUACGGGACAUUAAAGCACAUUAGUUAGACUUCAAUAUUUGUCUGUACAAAGCUGUUAAUGCUAUAAUGAAGAUGACGUACUACUGUAUACACACAGGAGCUGAAAACCACUGUAGUUGUAUUUGGGGUUGGUGUCUGUCCUCCUCAUUACAACCAAUCAUUUCCCCCAUUUGAUGAACUCUACAUGCUGGGCUGGCUACUCCGGCCCUGCAGUCCAGUUAUCUGGCUCCUCCGAGGCUGACUUUAUUUUUGUAAAUGACUGGUGUGUAAAUGUACAUCUCUGUAGCCACCGUUUUGUUUGUCCGUCCUUUUCAUUUCUCUUGUAUACGGGUCGUGUGUGAUGUCGUCUUCUGAUCCCGAGAGCUGGCACUUUUGUUUUCCUGUCCCCCUCUCUUCAGAUGUGUGUCACAAGGAGAACCUUUUAGCAGAACCUAGUUUCUUUGUUACCUGUGCUUCUGUUUUCAACCUCUUAUUUUGUACGUUGUCCCAUCUGUUGCAUGGGGAGAGGAUGGCAUUGAUGAACUGCAUGUAGUAGGCUAUGUCUAUCAAGAACUGUUGGUAUGUACCGCUAAUUUUACAUACAUAUAUGCAACGAGUUUGUCUGCACUGUACAGUUUGUGUUUGUUGUAUACACAUAUACAACAUAUUGAAUAAAAUAUUUAUAUAAAGGUGUACUGUAAUGUCAGUAACAUACUUAAUGCAAUAUAGUGUGCAGUAUAUUAUUGCACCUGUCAUUUUGAUGGGACAAAUAAAACAGAGGGGUUGGCUAAGUUACUUAAAGCAUGAAAAAGGCCAAAGUAGAAUUUACAUUAAAUUUUAUUUGUGACUUCUUAUCGGUCCUCUUUUCAAGUGGUGAUUGAGCUCUUGUGUCAAUGCAGCUCUCAUCCCCUGAUACCACCUUUUGAAGUGACAUGGACAUCCAGCAUGCCACAACUGAACUAUGUAUGUCCUCUCUUUAUUUCUACCACUUACAAUUUAACCUUAUCACUUCGUAUGAGUUGAGUGAGAAAUGUCCUUUGUGUACCUUCGGUACUGUUUGGGUUUCAUGGCAAAUUGUUAUGGAUUGGUUGUUUUAUAGAGGUGGAGAAGAAUAGGCACUAUUAAAAUGAUUUAUUUUCAAAAAUAUAUAUAUACCAUUGCAAGUAUGCCCAUUGGAGUUAUGUCAUGUUAUAACAAAUUUGUAACCAUGUAUGAUUACGGUCUUCGCAUUGUUUUCCAUGCAAAAUGUUGUGUCAUGCGGCACAUUUAAUGUUUUAUUAUUAAAAACAAAUAAAAACCUCAAACAAUACCUCUGA